UGAUCAUGUUUUGAAAACGAAUGUCAGCCAUUAUAAAUAAUAGAUAAUAACUCUGUUUAUAUAAUAUAUCUAUGGUGAAUAACGGUGAAAUAUUUCUUCUGAAUUGAUAGCAACAUUUGUUUUCCUCAUUGCCAGGAAUAUUUACAAAAGUAUUUCACAUUCAGUUUGAAUGUGAGAAAAUCUGGAAAGGUGUUUGUAUCAUUUUCAGAUAUUCAAGAUCAGUUUUGCCGUAGAAGAUAUAUAUAAAGAAGAAGGGGAAAAUAUAUUUUCUGCCUGUAUACUAUAGAACAAUAAGGAAUAGUCUGGAGAUGUUAAAAGGAAGAGAAAAAUUAUCAGACCAAUCUGAUAUCUGUAAAAAGACUUUUUCUAAUAAGGGAAAUCUCAAUGUUCACAAAUUCAUUCAUGCAGGGGGGAAACAAUAUCAUUGUGACAUCUGUGGUAAAUCAUUCUCUCGAAAAAGUCACCUUACUCAUCACAAAUACACUCAUACUGGAGAGAAACCAUAUCAGUGUGAUAUCUGUGGUAAAUCAUUCUCUCAAAGGACUGUCCUUUCUUAUCACAAAUUCGUUCAUACUGGAGAGAAACCAUAUCACUGUGAUAUCUGUGGUAAAUCAUUCUCUACAAAAUAUAACCUUACUAAACACAAAUCCAUUCAUACAGGAGAGAAACCAAAUCAAUGUCGUAUUUGCGGUAAAUCAUUCUCUCAUAGAAGUUCCCUUGAUUCUCACAAACACAUUCAUGCAGGAGAGAAACCACAUCAGUGUGAUAUUUGUGGUAAAUCAUUCUCUCAAAGAAGUUACCUUAAUUCUCACAAAUACAUUGAUACAGGUGAGAAACCAUAUCGGUGCUAUAUCUGUGGUAAAUCAUUCUCUCAGAAGAGGUACUUACUCAUCACAAAUACAUUCAUACAGGAGAGAAAUCAUAUCACUGUGACAUCUGGGACAAAUUGUUGUUACAAUUUUCUGGUUAUCUUAUUUAUUGUACGGAACAAUUAUGUUACAACAUCUGGCGAUGAGGGUUUCGAAGCUCUUGCAGGCCUUACAACAACUGAAUAUACAGAAAUUCACACUGCAGAACUAAUUCUGAAGAUCAACCAUAAAGAUCCUAGAGGGCUCUCAACAGAACAAAAUUCAACUCCCAAAUAA
This is a messenger RNA of Octopus sinensis (East Asian common octopus), 1145 nucleotides long. Its product is annotated as zinc finger protein 239-like. The record is from RefSeq and is a predicted model, not a curated record. Gene Ontology annotation, biological process: regulation of transcription by RNA polymerase II. NCBI's taxonomy places the organism in Eukaryota, Metazoa, Mollusca, Cephalopoda, Octopoda, Octopodidae. Bases 309 to 1145 code for a protein of 278 amino acids. Gene Ontology annotation, molecular function: RNA polymerase II cis-regulatory region sequence-specific DNA binding; DNA-binding transcription factor activity, RNA polymerase II-specific. The transcript has 4 exons.